UCAACAAAACAUGAAUCUUUGUUUUCCUCGUUCCUAUGGCGCACACUGUAACAGAAGAGGAGCCUCGGUUUUUCAUCUCCCAACGUAGAAAUUCAAUCUACUACUACUAGACUGUGUCACUGCUACCACCCUUAUCGUGUGACUCAGAAAAUUCCUCAAAAUCUUAGGGCUUUGUUUUUGGAUUGUUGUGCAGAGCAAGUGGCUUUGGUGUAUAAAUUCGCUUUGCUUCGGUUUGGUUUGGCUUUUUCUUGUUUUGGGGUUUUAGGAUUUGGUUUCUGUGUGCUCUAAAUAUCAUAAAGGAAAGUGCUUUGGGAAGAUGAGCUGGCGCAGGGUGUUGAAGUCAGCGCAAGCUCUCGCUGCACACACCUUUCUCUUAUGCUUCACUCUCUUCCUCGUUCUCAAGCUCGAUCAUCAUAUCUCAUGUUCUUGGUGGAUAAUAUUUUUACCUCUUUGGAUGUUCCAUGGCAUUGUGGCUCGAGGAAGGUUUUCAUUACCUGCGCCAUCUGCUCCUCGUAAUCGAAAUGUAUGCCAUUGCCAUUCUUAACUGAAAUUUGAGAGAGUUUCUAUUUUAAGUUUUAGUUUAGUUGUUGAGUGUUGGGCCAUUUGACUUCAAAACCAUGGCUUUACGUAUUGUUCUUUGGCUAUCAUGGAUAAAAACACAAAACAAGUGGGCACCAUGCCAUGCCGUCGUUGCAAUGCCAUUGCUUAUUGCAUUUGAAUUGCUCCUUUGUAUAUAUCUUGAGAGUUUAGAUGUUCGUGGCUCUGCAGCAGUAGAUCUAAAGAUUGUCUUUCUUCCCUUACUAACAUUUGAAAUCAUUAUUCUCAUUGACAAUUUCAGGAUGUGUAGGGCUCUAAUGCCAGGCGAUGAAGAAAACAUGAGUGAUGAGGCAAUAUGGGAAACUCUUCCUCACUUUUGGGUUGCAAUUUCUAUGGUGUUCUUCAUUGCUGCUACAGUCUUCACACUCCUCAAACUGAGCGGUAACGCUUUUUCUUCUAAAGGUGAUGUAGGUGCUCUGGGCUGGUGGGACUUAUUUAUUAACUUCGUUAUUGCCGAGUGCUUUGCUUUCCUUGUAUGUACAAAGUGGUCCAAUCCAGUCAUUCAUAGAACUUCAAGAGAAGCCAGUAGUUCAUCUUCAACUACGAUUAGAUAUCUUGACUGGAACAGUGGUUUGGUGGUUUCUUCAGAGGAAAAUCAACGUCAGGGGAGAAUGUGUAGCCUGCAAGACAUAGGAGGUCAUUUCAUGAAAGUCCCAAUUAUCGUAUUCCAGGUUCUGCUUGUUAUGCAUCUAGAGGGUACACCUGCUUGUGCUGUAUAUAUACCUCUUCCAGUUCUUUUCUCUCCCAUUUUCCUACUGCAUGGAGCUGGUAUACUGUUAUCUGCAUCUAAAUUAGUUGAGAAACUUGUGCUUCUGGUACGAAGUGGAGCUGGUGGAGGAAUAUAUUUUAGAUUUUCUUCAAGAGCUCAUGAUUGCUUGGGAUUCUUGCGCCAUGGUUCUAGAUUAUUAGGUUGGUGGUCAAUUGACGAAGGAAGUCGAGAAGAACAGGCACGGUUGUACCAUGAGGGAGCAUCUGGGUAUAAUACGUUCUGUGGUUAUCCUCCUGACAUUGUUAAGAAAAUGCCUAAAAAGGAUCUUGCUGAGGAGGUUUGGAGACUCCAGGCCGCUCUUGGUGAACAAACUGAAAUUACAAAAUACAGCCAACAGGAGUAUGAAAGACUUCAAAAUGAGAAAGUAUUAUGCAGAAUUUGUUUUGAGGAAGAGAUUAACGUUGUAUUGCUCCCAUGCAGGCAUCGUGUCCUUUGCAGCAUAUGCUCAGAGAAGUGUAAGAGGUGCCCCAUUUGCCGGGACUCUAUUGCUGAGCGCUUGCCUGUGUUUGAUGUUUAGGUGUUAACUUGGCCAACUUUUUUAAGACCAUAGAAAAAAGGGACAAGAAAAUGUGAGAAAAUGUUAACAGAGUGAGUACCUAGUACAGUUUUGGCAUUGACAUUAAUUUAAAAGCAUCUUGUUGACUGCCCAAUUCCAAUACACAUCAAAAGAUAGGAAGAAUAGAGCAUCCACAUGAUACUCUGGAUUUUGAAUUUUAUCUGUUUUGCUUUGCUUUUACUUCCUUGUGUAAUUUGUAUAUAAAUACUAGCUUUUUACAGGCUCCAAUGAUGAGUGCGAUUAGUGUUGAAUU
Abrus precatorius (Indian licorice) is the source of this 2175-nucleotide messenger RNA. RefSeq lists its product as uncharacterized. The record is from RefSeq and is a predicted model, not a curated record. The coding region runs from base 618 to 1883 and encodes 421 amino acids. The transcript has 14 exons. NCBI's taxonomy places the organism in Eukaryota, Viridiplantae, Streptophyta, Magnoliopsida, Fabales, Fabaceae.